Messenger RNA from Gordionus sp. m RMFG-2023, 2431 nucleotides. RefSeq names its product hybrid signal transduction histidine kinase A-like. Bases 524 to 2359 code for a protein of 611 amino acids. The record is from RefSeq and is a predicted model, not a curated record. The transcript has 13 exons. Lineage: Eukaryota; Metazoa; Nematomorpha; Gordioida; Chordodea; Parachordodidae.
CCCACCCUCCAGAAUCCAGUCGCGCUCGGCGUCUGAUAUGGAACACUCCAACCAGUCCAUGAACUCCGGAGUCAGGUAAGUUGCCUCAAGCUCUUCCAUGGUAUAUUCCGACUCCGGCGCCUGCACUCCCUCCUCCGCGCUGUUCCUCCAACGGCUUCCUGCGUCCCCUGGUUCCUCCACUGGCCACGGGGCCAGCUCGAUCUCUUGCUGUUGACUUCUCACUCCCCGGCUCUCCCUCCGCAGCCCCCUCUGUGGACAUCGACUGCGCAGAUGCCCAAUCUGGUGACAUAAACAGCGUCUUUGCUCUCCCCCAACUGGCCUCAUCGUGAGAUUCGGAACUCUCAUCUGUCCCCACCAACCCGGGACCUGUCGCUGUAUCAUUAUCCAAUACAAUUCGACGUCUUCAAAAAUCCAACCUCUGCUAACAUUCAUCCUGGACUGGCGCUCUACAGAUGGCUUAUUUUCAGAAGCUUUUUUGAAUGCUUCAAGGACUGGAAGAAUUCGCAAAAAAUCUGCAAAAUUGAUGGAGAUGGAAAGCCUCGAUCAUAUAGAAAAUGAUGAAAAUGAUAAUGAAAAAAGAAACCAAAACUCAAAAGGACCGAGAAACUUUAUCAUAAACAACAACCCCACUGGAAAUUUAAACUUGGCAAAUAACACAGGGAAUGGCAUGCUUUUUAAGGUUAUGCCUUCGAGUGUUUUUAGCAAUCCCAAUAUAUCCAACAUCAAUUCCUUCUUGCAGAAUAAUAGCGUGAAUCUCAAUACCAUGAACACUCCACCCAACAUUAUGAGUAGGAACGUUCAUUCAAACAACGCCCUGAAUAUGAAUAGCAAUGCCCACUUGGCUAUGUUGAAAAACCCUAAUAUAACACCUGGAAAUGUCUUGAAUUCUUAUAGGAUGCCAUUGAGUGGCGGACAAAUGAUUCAAAAUUCCUCUAAUUUACGUUUCGUUAAUUUGCAAAAUCUUAACAAUUCCAACAAUCUUGCCAGAAUUCAAUCUGGUGGUUCUGCUAGAUACCUUGUUGCCGCCGGAAAUAUUCCAAGACAAUUAUCGUCUGCUUCUAAUCUAAUUAACAUAUUAUCGUCUUCUUUACCCAUUUCUGGAACAACAACUAAUUCUACCAAAACGGCGGCUCGUCAGAAUCUCUUUGUGGUUCGUAGUAACGCUGGCACGGGAAUAAACGUGGCCGGUUCUGCCAUGUUAAAAUCCGUGGUCGUGGACCCCUUUCUCAACGCGACGGCAGCCACUCGUUUCAAGGGAAUGAACGAUCCAUCGCCAUCUGCCAACUUCGUUUCUGGUCCCAGCGGUAAUAGAAUGAUGACCUUCAAUAAUCGUGCAAUGACAUUUAAUAAUCAAAUGAGUACUGGUGGAGGGAAUGGUGGCCAAAAAUAUACCGAAGUGUUUGCCAGAUUCCUUAAAAAUCAAGGAAUGGGAAACGCGUUAAAUGAAAGUCGCGGUGAUAUCAGAGCUACACCCAUGAAAAUAAUGUCAGAAUACAACCAAAAUACAUCGAGGACAGGUGAUUCUACUAUGGACAGAGAAAUAUCUGACAGUGAAGCUAACGAUAAUUUCGAUUCAUCCCUAAAUGAUGAUAACGGAGAACGAGUGGGAGAAAGCGGUUUACCUCCUACUAAAGGGAAUAGGAAACGCAAGAAAAUUACUGCCUAUACUUUGUGGUGCGCGAAUCAAAGAAAAGGUCUCCAGCCGGGAUUAGAUUUCGGGCAAAUCAGCAGAAUCUUAGGGGAAGCUUGGACGAAAUUGGCUCACAAAGAAAAAAUGUCCUGGAAGCGUAGAGCGAAGAAAAUGACGGAAAAGUUGAUAGCGGAAUAUGGUGAAGACAUCAGAUCAGGAUCCAAAUCUUAUAAAAAGCGAAUCAACAAAAAUAACAAGAGAUAUUCAUCCAUGGAAUUCCCCAUCGACAAUGAUCCCGAUUACAAUUUCAAAAUGAAUGGGACAGAUGUGAUAGACUCCGCUGCUUAUUUAAAACUUUUAGGGGAGUGUUUAUCUAAUUUGGGCGAUCGUCUAAUGAUGCACGUGGGACAAAUUGCGGUUCAAGGAAGUCUCUCAGUUCUACUAGAUUCUCUCAUAUGCGCCCUUGGACCACUUAUGUGUUUAACUUCACAACUCCCACUUCAACCUAUCGACGAAAUGGAAAUACCUACUGAAAAAGGUAAUAAACCAGACGAUAACUCCCUAUCGAAUGAAGGAAUAGAUGCUUUAAACCAAAAAUUCGAAGAUGACAAGAAGGGAAAUAAGCAGACAACUUUGGUCCCUGUGGUUAAAAAUAUUUUUGACGAAAAACAAAGAUUCAUAUUCUCUAAAAUAUUGGAUAAUAUUGCUUUUAUCAUGCCUGGGCUAUGAAUAAAUUCAAUUUUAUUGUUAUUUUUUUACUUUUAAAUUUAUAAUUUAAAUUAUAAUAAUGCAUACAAAUUA